This is a messenger RNA of Achroia grisella, 2282 nucleotides long. RefSeq names its product large neutral amino acids transporter small subunit 1 (gene mnd). Gene Ontology annotation, cellular component: membrane. The record is from RefSeq and is a predicted model, not a curated record. Gene Ontology annotation, molecular function: L-amino acid transmembrane transporter activity. The transcript has 5 exons. Bases 514 to 2004 code for a protein of 496 amino acids. Gene Ontology annotation, biological process: amino acid transmembrane transport. Lineage: Eukaryota; Metazoa; Arthropoda; Insecta; Lepidoptera; Pyralidae.
AGUGAAUAGUAAGUAGUACGCGACGAACGUGACGGUCUGUUCUGGGAACAUCCAGCGUGCUAUAUUUCGAUCUUUUUCCGACGGCAUAUAUAGUUUUGUUUUGUACUUAUCAAUAUAUUGAAAUUAAAUAAAUUCAAUAUUUUAUAAAAAAAAUAAUAAUAGUGACAUUCUUAAAAUUUAAUGUGAUGUAUAUUUUAACCUUAGUUUCAUAUUAAUAAAAUUUGACAGGAACAUAUAGUUUAACACAAUUUAUUGACAAGUGCUCGUUAUCAGCAAAGUAUGGUGACGAAACACUAGGUAAAGAUUUUAUCAGUUCAUGGCGGUUUCAUGGUGUAUCAAGAUGCACGUGGUCUUUGCCGCAGCGGUUUUAUGAUGCAAUGUUUGCGUGAAUAACGAUCACAAUUUUCGGUAACUAUGCAGACAAAGUGAUAAAUAAUUAUACCGCCAUGUGCCUAAAAUUUUGUAGCGCGUAAUAUUCGUAUUUUAAUUUUGUGAAUUUAUUGAAACUUUAAAAUGGCGAAAGUAGCAGCCUUGGAAGGACUAUCACCAAAAGCAAUGGACAUGGGUUCAGAGUGUGAAAACAAUGACAAAGACUCCUCGGAGGGCGUUAGGUUGAAGAAGGAGUUAAAUUUAAUGAAUGGUGUUGCGAUUGUUGUCGGCGUGAUAGUAGGAUCGGGUAUCUUCGUGUCGCCAACCCUGGUGCUAAAGCACUCCGGCUCGAAGGGAAUGGCCCUCAUUGUAUGGAUUCUCUCCGGUUUCCUAUCAAUGGUCGGCGCCUUGUGUUAUGCAGAACUAGGUACCAUGAUUCCCAAAUCAGGCGGAGAUUACGCGUACAUCGGCGAGGCAUUCGGUGCCCUCCCAUCAUUCCUGUACCUAUGGGUCGCGCUGUUCAUCUUGGUGCCAACUGGGAACGCCAUUACAGCACUCACCUUCGCGCAGAACAUUCUCAAGCCCCUGUGGCCUGAGUGUAAACCUCCGGACGAUGCUGUCAGUCUUAUAGCAGCCUCAAUUACCUGUAUCCUUACCGUCAUCAAUUGCUACAAUGUGAAAUGGGUAACGCGUGUGCAGGACUCAUUCACGGCGGCCAAAGUACUAGCUCUGGUCGUGACGUUUUUCGCCAGUCUGUGGUACCUGUUCUCUGGCCACACUGAGAAUCUCGAAUCGAUGAUGCAAGGCACCGAAACAGAUCCUGGAAACUUAGCGAUUGCUUUCUAUACAGGACUAUUUUCUUAUUCUGGAUGGAAUUACCUCAAUUUUGUCACUGAAGAAUUAAAGGAACCUUACAAGAACUUACCACGGGCGAUCUGCAUAUCAAUGCCGGUGGUGACUUUAGUCUACACGUUCACCAAUGUGGCAUUCUUCGCUGUACUCAGCACCGACGAGAUCAUCGCUUCGGAAGCUGUUGCCGUCACCUUUAGUGAAAAAAUUCUUGGGGUGGUGGCGUGGAUCAUGCCUCUAUUCGUUGCUCUGUGCACGUUGGGCUCUUUGAAUGGGGCCAUAUAUACCUCAUCUCGGUUGUUCUUCGUGGGUGCAAGGAAUGGCCAUCUUCCUUUGGCUAUAUCUUUAAUAGACGUGAAGAGAUUAACACCAGUUCCUUCUCUUAUAUUUAUGUGUGUAGUGACCUUAGCGCUCCUGGUUUCAAACAACGUGGAGUCCCUAAUAGUGUACGUGACAGCUGUCGAAGCCCUAUUCACCCUCAGUUCAGUGGCUGGAUUACUCUGGAUGAGGUACUCUCGGCCGCAUAUGCUGAGGCCCAUCCGCGUCAACUUGAUCCUGCCGAUAGCAUUCCUCAUCAUAUGUGCAUUCCUCGUCGUGUGUUCAUGCUUUACAAGUCCUACUGAAGUUGGAGUCGGCAUAGCUCUAAUAGCAUUAGGCGUUCCUGUAUAUUGCAUCUUUAUCAAAUGGAAAGCCAAACCAGAAUGGUUGCAAUUAGCAUGUGAAUCAUUCAAUAUAGCAUGCUCCAAAAUGUUCCUUUGUCUUCCAGAAGAUUCGAAAGAUUUAUGAUCUUUGAAAUUAUAACACUUCAACAGAUCUUUGUGUGAUUUUAUAUUUUCUCAUAUUAUUUGUAUUAAAUGUAUGCGAUUAUUUUUGUUAUUUAUUAAGAAGGGUAGCCUUUUUUAAAUGUAAUAAUAGAAUUAAUAGAAAAUAUGUAUUAAAAAUAAGACAUUGACGAAAAUGAUUCUUUCUACAUAAAUAAGUUUGUGACGUUCCAGUCUGAAGUUUAAAGUUGUAAUAAAUUUCUUCUUCAGAUCAUACGACCGUGUUAUUACUUUACAUCUCAU